This is a messenger RNA of Photinus pyralis (common eastern firefly), 1009 nucleotides long. RefSeq lists its product as uncharacterized. The transcript has 2 exons. The coding region runs from base 7 to 699 and encodes 230 amino acids. The record is from RefSeq and is a predicted model, not a curated record. Lineage: Eukaryota; Metazoa; Arthropoda; Insecta; Coleoptera; Lampyridae.
ACAGGCAUGGCAGCGAGCAGUAUGACGCAGUCUAUGGCGUCCUACUACAACCCAUCCGCCGCCUAUGGUUCUCUAAGCGCGGCAUCAAUUGCCGCCGCCGCCGCCGCUCAACAAUCCAUGUCGGCCGGCUUAACGUCACCUGCGCAGGUUGUUAGCUCAAUGGAUGCAAUGAAAUACUCAAUGGAAGCCGAUAAGUACCGAUCGGCCUACAUGCCACCAUCAAGUUUAGCAAUGUCGAUGUACUCAGAUCCAAAAUACAUGGACACAUCUUCCAAAAGUUACCUAGAACGCGGCUACCUAGACUCCACAUCCGCACUAACCAAAGCCUACUUCGAAUCCUCCAAAAUGUACAUGGACGGCAAAUACAAUCCAGAUUCCGCCCGCCAUUACUCAUUAGACAUUGGAAAAAUGUACUCGGACGCCUCUCCGACAAUGCCUUCAAACUUGGCGUCGCCAAAAUCGUCCGACUCGCCCGACACCAAACCUGAACGACAAGAUGGCACGUCUUCCUCGAGCUCCACCACGACCUCCUCGGCGGGCGCGUCUCCCGGCGGCCUCCCCGGUUACUACCCCGGCAGCGCGUUGCAGCAAAACAGCGCAAUGCCUUCCGGUCUUUUACCCAUGUCCCAAUAUCCAGGUCAGUAUUCGGCGCAAGGCCCGGCAGGCGAAUUCCGUAGACCGCUAACCGUAAUAUUUUGACCUGACAGGUUGUGAAUGUGCAUUAUUUAUUUGUAUAAAUCAUUGUGUACGUCUCCUAUUUUUAUUCUUCAGUGUAAAUAUUUGUAUAUAAGUAAGCACGCGCGUUUCUUUUCCAUUAUCUGCAUUGUAAAAAUGUACAUAGAAUUAUUGUUAUGUUUCUCAAACGAAGAUGGUGUUUCUUUUUAUCGUUAAAAAUGUGUUUUCUUUUAUACUUGUAAGACAUCUCCCUUAAUAGUGAUAACGACCCUUUAUUCUUUUUUUGUUUAUAAGAACUUGAUAUUACUUUGGUUCCUAUGUUAUAUAGACAUUA